GUGAUGCAAUACGCACUGACGUGGCCGGAAACCCGCCAUCUUGAGGAAGGAAACGCCUUGAACUUAAGGAGGAAACUUGGAACUUGGUGUUGAAAAGACGUCUGGCGAACAUGGGGAACAUAUUCGCAAACCUCUUUAAAGUCUUCGGCAAGAAGGAGAUGAGAAUUCUUAUGGUGGGACUCGACGCUGCUGGAAAGACGACAAUUCUGUAUAAAUUAAAGUUGGGGGAAAUUGUUACCACCAUCCCAACAAUCGGUUUUAAUGUUGAAACGGUGGAGUACAAGAAUAUUAGUUUUACAGUUUGGGACGUCGGUGGUCAAGAUAAGAUUCGACCAUUGUGGCGUCAUUAUUUCCAGAACACACAAGGUCUGAUCUUUGUGGUUGACAGUAAUGAUAGAGAGCGUGUGAAUGAGGCGCGAGAGGAGCUGAUGCGGAUGUUGGCCGAAGAUGAGCUCAGAGAAGCUGUUCUGCUAGUGUUUGCCAACAAACAGGAUCUGCCAAACGCCAUGAACGCCGCCGAAAUCACGGACAAGCUGGGUCUGCACUCACUCCGGCACAGAAACUGGUACAUUCAGGCCACGUGUGCCACAAGCGGCGACGGCCUCUAUGAAGGACUCGACUGGUUGUCCAAUCAGCUGAAAAACCAGAAAUAAUGACCUCACUCCACUGCUCUUCCCUAGUCUGAUCUUCUCCUUUCUAAAACAAACGGGGCUGGAAGCUGCGCUCAUUUCAAACACGCUUCAUGGAAGAAAACAUGUUUAAUGUAAAUAGUUUUUGUUGUGAGGCAGCUUUUGAGCACCAUUAUGCAAACUAGAUUUUAGUCCAUCGUUCUUUAUUUUCCAUUUUCUCCUCCAUUUGUUACCGUUCGAGUUCGUCUUGGAAACUCCAGUGUAUUAUUUUAUUGUGCUCUUUAAUAAGACUCGCUCUGUUAGAUGUACUGUAAACAAAGCUGUUUUGUUGGUCUUGAACCGAGUACAUUACGGACACUACCUGCACAUAUUACGGUUCGGUUUCGAGGAGGAAAACCAAAACGAAUCACACUGUCUUUGCAGCCAAGGCUGACGUGACCUCUAGCUUUACUGUCGCGAUCCUUCAAGGGUCGUGAAAUGACACCCGGACUGUUUGUUUUGUUUUGUUUCAGUCGGUUAGAAAAACAAGCGUACCUAGAGUUAAAUAUUAAGUUGUUUUGACAGUCUUUGUUCAAGUGUUACUUUUAACUUUGUAUUCUGGACUUAAAAUCAAGAUAAACAACAUUAACCUCAUUUAAAGAGAGAGUUCACGCAGAAAAUUCGAAAUUUAAUCACCAAAAGUAGAUAUUUUGUAGAAUGUUCAAACCAUUGACUUCAAUAUUAGAAAAAACAAAUACUAUGGAAGUAAAUGGUUGUUUUUUAAAUAAACAUUUUUCUAAAUAUCUUCUAUUGUAUUCAACAUAAAAAAAGAAACUCAAACUGGUUAUGUUAAUAGUAUGAUAACGGAUUUUUUUUAGUUUUGGGUGAACUGUCUCUUUAAUAAGCACACGUUAACAAAGUCGGUAGUUUUUAAGUCUUAAAGGGGACCUAUUAUGCAAAAAUCACUUUUAUAAGGGGUUCGUGUGGCAGCAGUGUGCGAAUAUAACCAGCUCCUAAUGAUAAAAAUUAAUUAGAUUUUUUUUUUUAUAACCACACUUGAUAAAAACAGUCUGCAGAAACACUGAUUGAUGUUCACCCUUUGUACGUGUCAUCAGAGGGGUAAAAAGCCCCACCCACUAGUGACCAUCUCUCCCUCAUUAGCAUAAACAGCCCUGAGUGAGAAGCAGCUGUCCGCCAUUUGAGUUUUAAUCUGCCACUAUGCUGACACACAGGCAUUUGUAGCUCCGCCCUCUUAAAAAGAGCACAAUCUCAUUUGAAUUUAAAGUGACAGUCACUAAAACAACACAAUUAGGAUCAAAGCCUAAAAGGGUCAGUUUUAAAGACUUAUAAAACAUUAUUCACACUGUAUUUUGAGCUGAAACUUCACACACUCUAUGGACAUCAGAUUUAUUUUACAUCUUGUUAUAAGGGGCAUAAAAGGUCCCCUUUAAAUACGCACAGCUGUAAGUAUAUCUGGAGAAUGUUGGCAUAUUAAUAUCACCGAAAAAUUGUAUACGAGUAGCCCUGGUGCCUUUACGGUCCAUAGAGACCCGUUUGAGAUGAACAACCUUUCACAUGGUCACUGUAUAGGCGAUGUUUGAAAACAACCCGUUAUUUAUCUUUAUUUCUCUUCUUUUCUCAAUUAACCUGGUUUGGUAGACACUGAUUACUUGGGGGGUCGAAACUAUGUGAAUCUUAGCAAAAUGUUUUAUAGUGUGACUUGUAACCUAUGUAUUUGUUUUUUUCAAAUUUUGACAGAAAUGCACUGUUAUUAAAUAUAUUCGUAUAACUGGA
This is a messenger RNA of Danio aesculapii, 2402 nucleotides long. RefSeq names its product ADP-ribosylation factor 1 (gene arf1). Gene Ontology annotation, molecular function: GTP binding; GTPase activity. Gene Ontology annotation, biological process: vesicle-mediated transport; intracellular protein transport. Lineage: Eukaryota; Metazoa; Chordata; Actinopteri; Cypriniformes; Danionidae. The record is from RefSeq and is a predicted model, not a curated record. Bases 111 to 653 code for a protein of 180 amino acids. Gene Ontology annotation, cellular component: cytoplasm; plasma membrane. The transcript is spliced from 5 exons.